GCCUCGAACGGGCUGGCCGGGCCUGAGGAGCGGGGGGCGGCCGUUGGUGCGGCUGUCCCGUCGACACGCGGCUCCGGUCCUUCGCUCCCCGCUGUGUGCGCUGCUUGGUCUGCGAGGAGUGUGGGGCCUUAUCGCUGCGGGGCAGCGACCCCGGCUGCUGCUGACAGCUGCUCGCCUCUGAGGCCCCACAGUGCCGCCGUUCGGAACAGCGCGCUGCUAUGGGCGAUACGGAAGAAGCCCAAAUGCAGAUCAGCCCCGAAACUCCUGGGCGGGUCACAGUCCUGAAUCCUUUCGAAAGUCCCAAUGAUUAUUGCACCCUUCAGGAGCAGAUUGUCUCCAGUCCUUCCGUCUUCAAAUCAACAAAAUCUUCAUCUACACCAGGAAAAUUUAGAUGGUCUAUUGAUCAGCUUGCUUUAAUAAAUCCUGUGGAAAUUGACUCAGAAGAUAUCCGACGCCAAGCAAUGUAUUUGAGUCACGCUAGAAUUGAUAAGGAGACAGAAGAGAGGAGGCAGAAAGCCAUUGAGGAGUUUUUCACAAAGAGUCUCAUAGUUCCUUCUCCUUGGACUGAACAUGAAGGCAAGCAAGUUUCACAGUUCAAUUCAACAAAAUCCAUAGAUCUAAAUAACAUUUCUCCAAUUGGAAGACAGCUAACUUUGCCUGGGAAAACCAAUGCUGCUUGUCAAACAGUACUGUCUUUGCCAGUGGAUUUUAAUUUAGAGAAAAUCCUAGGUGAAUAUUUUAGAACUGAUGAAUUUGCAGAUCAGUCUCAGGAAAAUCUGAGCUCUUCAUCACUCCGAAGAAAGCUUUUUUUGGAAGAAAAUGGAAACAUAUCUGAAUGUUUGACCCCUUCUCUGCAUAAUCCAUGCAGUAGUCAGCCACUUGGAGUGCUUUGCUCAAUAGAUAUAUCUCCAGUUCGGUGCAGGAGCCCCCUGGAAACAUCUAGUUCAGGUCAGUUUUCAUCCAGCCCUAUCCAGGGAGGAGCAAGGACUUACAGUCUGGGAAGUAUUACCAGUCCCUCAUUUCCAGAAGGGUCUCCUGCACGUAAUGGUUCUCCUACUUUUUCACCUAUUGCUUUUCAUAUAAGACAUACACCGCUGUCAGACCAAAGAAAACUUGCAUUUUGUUCUCCAGAUAUUCCUUCUGUCUCAAAUAGAAUGACACCUGCAAAUACAAGAAGUCCUUAUAUAGAUGGUUGUUCUCCAAUUAAAAACUGUUCUCCAAUGAGGCUUGGAGGGUGUAGAGGAACUGCCCAGUACCAAACUUCUGUCAUUAGAAUACCAUUUGCUGUUGAAAAUCACGAUGAGGAUGAGGACAGGGAAAAUGCUUCUCCGGCAGAAGCGCGGUUCCCAGAAGUGGAAAAUGGAAUCAACUUCUGUCAGCAAGAUGGCGACGCCUUUGCACCUGGUACACAUCUCGUCGUUGCAACGGUGUCUAUCACACCAGAUCAUUCGGAAGCUUGUCAUCAAAGGUUGUCAUCCUAUCAGGAUAUAGAAGGCUUGAAGGAAAAUAAUACUGUAGAUAUGGCUGAUGCAGCUGAAGUGUCAGAAAACACUUGGAUAAAAGAAACAAUUGGCAGUAGCAGUGCACCAAUGACCAGCUUUAUGACAGGGAUUACUUUCAGUAUUGAAAACUCUCGCAUGUGCAUGUCACCUCUUGCAGAAAGUAGUGCAAUUCCGUGUGACAACAGUAGUAUUCAGGUGGACAGUGGCUAUAAUACCCAGACGUGUGGGAGCAGCAUCAUGGAUACUGCGGGAGCUGAAAACAGUUGCAGAGAAAAUGAUGUGAACACUAACACACUUCAGACUAAACCUCAACUUCCUAAGACAAAGGAGUGUUCUGUUUUAAACCACAAAGACAAUCAGUUGCUGGGAGCAAAAUCUCCAGAGAAGCAGUCCUGUUUCCAUAAAGUGAAAAUGCAUCAUGCAGUAUUUUGUCAAAGUGCGAGCUGUAACGUUUCUACCUGGAAACAUAAAAAUGAAAAUCAAAUUCAGGGGUUUCACACGAGUGGUAUGUAGUUCUGAUGGAGAACUUGAAUUGUGUUAUCCAAUAAAUGUUUAUAUAUGUGACCCCAUUUGCCUGGAUUGUACAAACUGUCUUGUUUUUCCUGAUGGAAACAUAAGUUGGUUAAUAUGUGGGGAGUUUUUAACAAAUGUGAUUUUUUGGGGGAUUUUUAAUAAAACUUAUUGGUACUAUUAAGUGAUUGUUUUGAAAAUUAAGGAAGUUGAACUCUGUACAAAUAAAUCAUUGAGGUUUUUUCCUA
This is a messenger RNA of Tympanuchus pallidicinctus (lesser prairie-chicken), 2260 nucleotides long. RefSeq names its product BORA aurora kinase A activator (gene BORA). The transcript is spliced from 12 exons. Bases 219 to 2015 code for a protein of 598 amino acids. The record is from RefSeq and is a predicted model, not a curated record. Lineage: Eukaryota; Metazoa; Chordata; Aves; Galliformes; Phasianidae. Gene Ontology annotation, molecular function: protein kinase binding. Gene Ontology annotation, biological process: regulation of mitotic spindle organization; regulation of mitotic nuclear division; activation of protein kinase activity. Gene Ontology annotation, cellular component: cytoplasm; nucleus.